ACAGAUGGCGCUGUUUUCUUUUCCACGUGUUUAAACAUUCCUGAAUAAAUAUUUGGUUUAACCUUAGGUAAGAGUGGACGUCUUUGCUUGUCUUCGAAUCUUAGCGUUACAGCCAGGAGCACGUAUAUUUAACAAGUAAUUUUCUCUAAUUCAAGAUGGUCAACUUAGGUGAGGUUUUUCCAAAUUUUACUGCUGACACCACCAUUGGCACCAUAGACUUUCAUGACUGGAUUGGUGAUUCGUGGGCUAUUUUGUUCUCUCAUCCUGCUGACUACACUCCAGUCUGCACAUCAGAGCUAGGGAAGGCAGCCACUUUGAAUCCUGAGUUCAUCAAGCGUGGAAUCAAGAUGAUUGCCCUAUCCUGUGACAGUGUAGACUCGCACAAGGGAUGGAUCUCGGACAUAAAAUCAUACUGUAAAUUUGGACCAGGAUUUCCAUAUCCUAUAAUUUCUGAUGAGAAACGUGAAGUAGCUGUAAAGCUGGGAAUGUUAGAUCCUCUGGAAAAGGACAGCCAGGGACUUCCUUUGACGUGCAGAGCACUGUUUAUCAUUGGGCCAGACAAGAAAUUAAGGUUGUCAAUGCUGUACCCAGCAACCACUGGACGGAGCUUCGAUGAAGUUCUUCGUGUGGUAGAUUCGCUUCAACUGACUGAAACCAAAAAAGUAGCUACUCCUGUUGAUUGGAAGCAAGGAGGGGACUGCAUGGUUUUGCCUACAGUGAAAGAUGAGGAAAUACCAACUCUUUUUCCAGCAGGAGUAAAGGUUGUUCCUAUGCCAUCUGGGAAGAGCUAUCUCCGCACUACUCCACAACCUGAAUAAUACAGUGGAAGCAGCUUUGGGUUAGCACUUUGUAGACUUUCAUUUAUGUUCUACAAAAGUCUUACGAACUUAACCCCAUUAGCAAUAAUUUACAAUCCACUGGCAUCUCAACUGAAGACUUAUCAUACUAAUUUGUACUUAAACAAAUACUGGUGAGCUUUUUGCACAAGCCUUGUAUUUUGUGGUUUAUUAAAAAUCAUUUUGCUAAUAAAAGGUCCAUUAAUUAGAAACA
This is a messenger RNA of Limulus polyphemus (Atlantic horseshoe crab), 1050 nucleotides long. It is a transcript of the gene Prx6a, whose product is annotated as peroxiredoxin-6-like. Gene Ontology annotation, molecular function: peroxiredoxin activity. Gene Ontology annotation, cellular component: cytosol; mitochondrion. NCBI's taxonomy places the organism in Eukaryota, Metazoa, Arthropoda, Merostomata, Xiphosura, Limulidae. Gene Ontology annotation, biological process: cellular oxidant detoxification; cell redox homeostasis. The coding region runs from base 156 to 818 and encodes 220 amino acids. The record is from RefSeq and is a predicted model, not a curated record. The transcript has 7 exons.